Messenger RNA from Heterocephalus glaber (naked mole-rat), 2857 nucleotides. RefSeq names its product DEAQ-box RNA dependent ATPase 1 (gene Dqx1). Lineage: Eukaryota; Metazoa; Chordata; Mammalia; Rodentia; Bathyergidae. The record is from RefSeq and is a predicted model, not a curated record. Gene Ontology annotation, molecular function: helicase activity; RNA binding. Gene Ontology annotation, cellular component: intracellular anatomical structure; spliceosomal complex.
CUAAAAACAGACAACCAGAUAGAUCCCAGCUUGGGUGUUCAUCCCAGGCUUGUGAAGCUUCUACAAAAAACUGCAAGUCCCAGGAUGCCUUUCAUAAGCACAAGACUGGUGUUCACACAUGCUCAGUGUAGUCUCAGAAGCCUAUUUUCUAUAGGUUCUUGGCUAGGUUAAAUAAGGUGGAGCAUGUAGCCCCACCCCAAAAGCAAGCAUCUGGAUUGGAGUUUGAGCUUAGCCCCAGGGUGGAGCUAGAAUUUACCUUUGUACUUCAGGCCGUCAGCAGUUGGCUGGGUGGGCCUGGAAAUGGCUGCUAUCCUGACGUCUCAGAGAGCUGCAAGCAGGUCCUCGAGGACAGCCACCAUGGCCUCUCAGCCUCUUAGGCUGGCAGAAGAAUCUGAUCCAAGUCCUGGGGAGUCUGAACUGGCUGUGAACCCCUUUGAUGGGCUCCCCUUCUCCUCCCGCUACAAUGAGCUGCUUGAGCAGCACCAAGCCUUGCCCAUCUGGGCUACUCGCUUCAUCUUCUUGGGGCAUUUGGAGAGUAGCCCCACAGGAGUAGUCCUGGUGUCCGGGGAGCCUGGCUCUGGCAAGAGCACCCAGAUCCCUCAAUGGUGUGCAGAAUUUGCCCUGGCCAGGGGUUUCCAGAAUGGCCAGGUUACUGUCACUCAACCCUACCCUCUGGCAGCCCUGAGCCUGCCUUUGCAGGUUGCUGAUGAGAUGGACCUGACUGUAGGUCAUGAGGUUGGAUAUAGCAUCCUUCAGGAGGACUGCACAGGACCCAACACUCUGCUCAGGUUCUGCUGGGACAGGCUGCUUCUGCAGGAGGUAGCCUCAACCUGGGGCACUGGAGCCUGGGGUGUGCUGGUGUUGGAUGAGACUCAGGAGCGAUCAGUGGCCUCAGAUUCACUCCAAGGGCUGUUGCAAGAUACCGUGCUGGAAUACCUUCCAGGGGACCAUCGAGUGGUUGUGGUUACUGACCCAGCCCUUGAACCUAAGCUCCAAGCCUUCUGGGGCAAUCCUCCUAUUGUGCAUGUACCCAGAGAGCUCAGCAGGAGUCCCAUCCCUAUCUACAGGGACACUGCUCCUAGUGAUUGGGUGGAAGCUCCCUGCCAAGCUGUGCUUGAGCUAUGUUGGAAGGAGGCUCCAGGAGAUGUGCUAGUGUACCUGUCCAGUGAGGAGGAAAUUUCCCUGUGCUGUGAAUCCUUGUCCAGGGAGGUGGGGACCCUGGCUUUCCUAGGGCCUCCACCACGGGUGCUACCCCUUCACCCAGGCUGUGGUCAAGCCAUUCAGGCUGUGUAUGAGGACACAGACAUGGGUGCCCGGAAGGUCGUGGUCACUCAUUGGCUGGCUGACUUCUCCUUCUCCCUCCCUUCCAUACGACACGUCAUUGACUCAGGACUGGAGCUUCAAAGUGUUUACAGUCCCUGGAUCCAAGCAGACUCCCAAGUCUUGAGACCAAUCAGCAAGUGUCAGGCAGAAGCAAGACGACUACGGGCAAGAGGGUUCCAACCAGGAUCCUACCUCUGCCUGUAUCCAAAGACCCUCCUAGAACUGGAGGCUCCCCCACUGCCCCAACCCAGGGUGUGUGAAGAGAAUCUGAGCCCCCUGAUGUUACUACUAAAGAGGAGACCGAUUGCUGAGCCAGGGGAGUGCCAUUUCCUAGACUGGCCUGGUGAGCACCCAUCCUGCCCAACUGCAGCCCUGUCUUCACCAGCUCCAGAAGCACUGAUGCAGGCCCUGGAAGACUUAGACUAUCUGGCAGCCCUGGAUGAUGAUGGGAACCUGUCAGACCUGGGAAUCAUCUUAUCAGAGUUCCCCCUGACCCCUGAGCUGGCCAAAGCCCUGCUGGCCUCCUGCAAGUUUAACUGUGUGGAUGAAAUGCUCACCCUUGCCGCCAUCCUCACGGCUGCCCCUGGGUUUACACGUCCUCCACUGUGUGCAGAAGAAGCUGCCCUGUGUUGGGCCCUCGAACAUGCUGAUGGUGACCACAGCUCUCUGAUCCAGGUUUAUGAAGCCUUUAUCCAAAAUGGAGAAGACGAAGCUUGGUGCCAGGCUCAAGGUCUAAAUUGGGCAAUGUUGUGCCAAGCCCAUAAACUUCAGGGAGAACUCCUAGAACUCAUGCAGUGAAUUGAACUUCCCUUGUCUCAACCAGGUUUUGGCUCUGAACAGAAUCGCAGAGACCUUCAGAAAGCACUGGUGUCAGGAUACUUCCUCCAAGUGGCCUGAGACACAGAUGGGACUGGAAAUUACCUGCUCUUAACCCAUAAGCAUGUGGCCCAGCUGUCCUUAUACUGCUGCUACCGAAACCACUGGGCUCCAGCCAGACCCCCACAAUGGGUGCUAUAUCACAGCUUCUCCAUUUCUAAAGACAACUGCCUUUCCAUUGUUUCUGAGAUUCAAACUGAAAUGCUGGUGGAGCUGGCCCCCCCAUACUUCCUGAGUAAUUUGCCCCCCGGUGAGAGCAGAGACCUCCUGAACCAGUUGAGGGGAGGAAUGGCAGAUUCAUCAGCAGAGAAAGAACCUUCCUCCACCCAGGAGUUCAGAGAUGCCUGUGUCCUGCAGUGAUCUGCCUACCCAAGGAAUGGAACUGAGCUCAUCUCAUAGCACUCGAUUCUCCUUCAGUCUGGCACCAAGGCAGCCAGCCACAUUUAGAAACCCAAAUUUUAGGAUCAGAUGUACAUCCCAGAGCCUAAGUCCCAAGAAGCAGUGGGCACAGAGUGGUGGGAAUGGGGUAAGCCACUGUCUAUGUAGCCUUAGCUUUCUCCUAUUUAUUGGUGAGGGACUGACAUCCUUCCCAUUCCAUCAACUUAUGUGAAACCUAACCUUAUACUCCUUUUUGGUCCAUAAAAAGAUUUUCCUAUAA